AUGCCAAAAAUAACCACACAAAACCAACCUCAACAAGAUGAAGAAGACUUUUGUUUUGAAUGCAAAGAUGGUGGACAACUUGUUAUCUGUGAUCACAGAAAAUGUGUAAAAGUUUAUCAUCCUCGCUGUGUUGAAAAGGAUGAUUCGUUUUUUGAGAGUGCAAAAUCUUGGACUUGUGGUAGACAUAGUUGUUUCAAAUGUAACAAAUACACUAAGUUUUGUUGCCUUGGCUGUCCAAAUUCUCUAUGCAAACACUGUGUUUCCGCUUCGGAGUUUACCGUGGUUAGAGAUGUUCAUGGCUUAUGCUGUGAUUGCUUGGAGAUAGUUGAGAUUGUAGAACUAAAUUUGGACCAAGACUUGGAAGGGAACAAAAUAAGUUUGGAUGAUAGAGAAACAUAUGAAUGUCUAUUCAAGGAAUAUUGGGAAAUUGUUAAGGUAAGAGAAGGACUGACUAAAGAAGAUGUCCUCAUCGCGCUUCUCCGCAAUAGAAGGCGGUUUGUGCCACGGAAAAGUCGCAAUGAAGGCGAGAAAGAAAAACAAAAUGACACCGGAAGUAAUGAAGAUUACACUAGUAGUGUGCAUAAACCUAACAAACGGAAGCGGGAACCAGAAACCAGGGAUGAAAAAGAUGAAAAGUUGUGUUUUGUGUGCAAAGAUGGCAGAGAACUAGUUAUCUGUGAUCACAAGAACUGUGGAAAAUUUUAUCAUCCAAACUGUGUUGGAAAAGAUGUUUCUUUUUUUGAAACUGCAAAAUCUUGGACUUGUGGUAGGCAUUUUUGUUUCAACUGCAAAAAAGGCGCCAAGUUUCGGUGCCUUGGAUGUCCGAAUUCUGUAUGCAAAAAGUGUGUUUCUGCAUGGGAGUUUACUGAAGUUAGAGGUGUUCAAGGCUUGUGUGGUGACUGUUUGGAGAUAGUAGAGAUUAUAGAACUAAAAUUGGACCGUGACUCGGAAGGGAACAAAAUAAGCUUGGACGACAAAGGAACGUAUGAAUGUCUAUUCAAGGAGUAUUGGAAACAUGUUAAGGUAAUAGAAAGAUUAACCGAUGAAGAUAUCUCAGCUGCACUGCCAAAUCGUCGAAAAGGUAAAGACUUUGAAACAAGUUGCAGUGAAGGCGAAGAAGCAAAACGAAAUGACAUCGACAGUGAUGAAGAUUAUACAGCUAUGCAUAAGGAGAAUGAAUGGAAACAACACGGUUCAAUGGAAUUCGUCGGAUGGGCAUCAAGACCUCUCGCAAACUUCCUUGCAUCCAUAGGGAGAUAUGACACUGAAGUACCAAUGCUGCAAUGGGGCGUAAGAUCUCUCAUAUGUAAAUACAUUAAAGAGAAAAAUCUGUAUCAUCGCAAAGACGAGAAAAAAUUCUCACCUGAUGAAAAGUUGUUUCCUAUCUUUAAUAAGGAAGUAAUGUCGAAAGAUCAGAUAUAUUCUCUACUCGAGUUUCACUUUGCUAAAAAGUCGGAUGAUUCAUAUGGAAAGGAAAAUCAUGCUCAAAGUAAAAACUAUUCUUCAGAAAAGAAUCAUGUCGAUGAUCAAACAUGUACCGAAAGCAGAUUAUCAAGGUUAAUGGAGAAACCUCUAAUAAAAAGAGCUGAUUUAUUGAUAAAACCUGGAGGUUAUGCACCGAUCAAUGCUCAUAAUAUUGCGCUUAUCUAUCUCAAAAGAAGCUUGGUGUUGGAGUUAUCAAAACAGCACGAAAGCUUUGCGAGUAAGGUUGUUGGAGCCUUUGUUAGAGCCAGGUCAGAUUCCAAUGAUCAUAAGCAAAGGAAUUCAUAUCAUCUCGUGAGAGUCACAGGUGUUGUACAUGCUGAAAUGUCUAAUGAAAUACUCUUGAAAGUUUCUUUCAUGCCUAAAGCGAUUUCCAUCUCCGAGCUUUCGGAUGAAGAUUUCACAGAGCAAGAGUGUGAGGAUUUGCGGCAAAAAGUGAACACAGGCUUUAUCCCAAAAUUAACUACUGAGGAACUUCAAGAGAAGGCUACAAGUCUUCACGAGGAUAUGACAAAACAUCGCCUAGCCUAUUUGCAAAUUCAAAUCGAUCGUGCAAAUCUCAGAGGAAGAAUGAGAGAAUAUCCUUCUUCACAUUAUGUUCAUCUCUGCGAUGCUUACACGUGCAUAAGAAAAUGUAUAUGUAUCGGUUCCGUAUUUAGGCCAAAUACAAAAGAGAGGGAAGAGCUUGAACGGCGAUGGAAACAUGAACAACUGUCGAGGCGUGUGCCAUUAGUCCCCGAGCUUAUGGAGGUACGAGAAGGACUAACCGAUGAAGAUGUCAAUGCCACACUUCCCAACAUUAGAAUUCGUAAAGAUUUCGUGUCUCAUACAAGUAGCAGUGAAGGCGAAGAAGAAAAAAAAAAUGAUACCAACAGUCAUGACGAUUAUACAGGCAUGCAUAUGCCAAGCAAACGGAAGCGGUGUAGUUCGAUGGAACCAGAACCUGAUGAAGAAGAAGAAGAAGAUGAAGAGUUGUGUUUUAUAUGCAAAGAUGGUGGAGAACUAGUGAUCUGUGAUCUCAAGAGUUGUAGAAAAGUAUAUCAUCCGGAAUGCGUUGAAAAGGAUGAUUCGUUUUUCGAGACUGCAAAAUCUUGGACUUGUGGUAGGCAUUGUUGUUACAACUGCAAUAAACCCGCCGAGUUUUGUUGCCUUGGCUGUCCAAACUCGGUAUGCAAAAAGUGUGCUUCUUCUUCAGAGUUUACUCUAGUUAGAGGUGUUCAAGGCUUGUGCUGUGACUGUUUGGAGAUAGUUGAGAUUAUAGAACUAAAAUUGGACUGUGACUCCGAGGGGAAAAAAAUAAGCUUGGAUGACAAGGAAACAUAUGAAUGUCUAUUCAAGGAGUAUUGGGAAAUUCUUAAGGUAAGAGAAGGACUGACUGAUGAAGAUGUCGCGGCCGCACUGACAAGCAAUAGAAAGCAGGAAGACGUUGUGCCUCGUAAAAGUCGCAAUGAAGGCGAAGAACAAAAACCGAAUGACACCAAUUGUAAUGAAGAUUGUACAAGUAUGCAUAAGCCGAAGAAACGGAAGCGGCACAGUCCAUUGAAAUUCGUCGGGUGGGCGUCAAGACCUCUAACUAACUUCCUUGAAUCCAUAGGGAGAUAUGAAACUGAACCAAUGACGCAAUCGGGUGUAAAAUCUCUCAUAUGUGAAUACAUUAAGGAGAAGAAACUUUCUCAUCCCAAAAACAAGAGAAAAUUCCGCACUGAUGACAAGUUGUCUCCUAUCUUUGGAAAGAAAGUAAUGUUGAACGAUAAGUUAUAUUCUCGUCUUGAGUGUCACAUUGCUAAAAAAUCGAAUGAUUCAUCUCAAAAGGAAAGUCAUGAUCAAAACAAAAACUGUUCUACAAACAACAAGAAUAUCAAUGAUCAGACAUGUAACGGAAGUAGCUCGUCAAGCUUAAUAGAAAAGCCUCUUCAGAAAAAAGUUGAUACAUUGAUUAAACCUAGUUGUUUUGCAUCGAUCAAUGUAAGUAAUAUAGCGCUUAUCUACCUCAAAAGAAGCUUGGUGUUGGAGUUAUCGAAACAGCGUGAAAGCUUUAUGAGCAUGGUUGUUGGAAGCUUUGUUAGAGCAAGAACAGAUUCCAAUGAUCAUAAGCAAAGGAAUUCAUAUCAACUCGUGAGAGUCAUAGGUGUCAAACACGAUGAAAUGCCUAAUGGAAUACUCUUGGAAGUUUCCUUCAUGCCUAAAGCGGUUUCCAUUUCCGAGCUUUCUGAUGAAGAUUUCACCGAGCAAGAAUGUGAGGAUUUGCGACAAAAAGUGAACACUGGCUUGCUCCCCAAGUUAACCGUUAAGGAUCUUCAAGAGAAGGCUACAGUUCUUCAAGAGGAUAUAACAAAACGGUCGAUUGCGAACCGUCUAGUCGAUUUGGAAUCUCAAAUCGAUCAAGAAAGAGAAGAGCUUGAACAGCGACGGAAACAAGAACAACUGUCAAGGGGCGUGCCAUUCGUUGUCCCCGAGCUUACAAAAGAAUCCGAUGAUAUCGUGUCUCAUACCGAUGAAGAUGUCUCUGCCGAACUUCCAAACAAAAGAAUUUGUAAAGGUUUUGUGUCUCUGCCGGAUGAUUCGGCUGGAAAGGAAAACCAUGAUCAAGAGACAAACUACUCAACCAACAAGAAUCAUAUCGAUGAUCAGACAAGUAUCAAAAGCAGAUUGUCAAGGUUAAUGGAAAAACCUCUUAUGAAAAAAGGUGAUUUAUUGAUAAAACCCGGAUGUUUGGCAUCCAUCAAUGCCAAUAAUAUCGGGCUUAUCUACCUAAAACGAGGUUUGGUGCAACUGUUAUCGAAAGAGUCUGAAAGCUUUUUGAGUAAAGUUGUUGGAACCUUUGUUAGAGUAAAAGUAGAUUCCAAUGAUCCGAAGCUAAGGAAUUCAUAUCAUCUUGUGAGAGUCAUAGAUGUCGUGCAUGAUGAAAUAUCUAAUGGAAUACUCUUGCAAGUUUCUUUCAUGCCUAAAGCUAUUUCCAUUUCCGAGCUCUCCGAUGAAGACUUCACCAAGGAAGAAUGUGAGGAUUUGCGACAAAAAGUGAACAAUGGCUUGCUCCCCAAGUUAACCGUUGGCGAUUUUCAAGAGAAGGCUACAAGUCUUCAUGAGGAUAAAACAAAACAUUGGAUUGCAAUGCGCCUAGCGAAUUUGGAAAGUCAAAUCGAGCGCGCAAAUCUCAGAGGACGGAAUAAACAAAAAAUUGCAUUACUAGAUGAAAGGGAAGAGCUAGAACAACAAUGGAAACAAGAACAGCUGUUAAAGCGCGUGCCAUCGGUUAUCCCGGAGCUUAUGGAAGUGAAAUAUGAUGAUUCUGAGCAAGGCAAUGGGGAAUGA
Vicia faba (fava bean) is the source of this 4794-nucleotide messenger RNA. The record is from the annotation of a GenBank genome assembly. Lineage: Eukaryota; Viridiplantae; Streptophyta; Magnoliopsida; Fabales; Fabaceae.